Messenger RNA from Fopius arisanus, 1897 nucleotides. It is a transcript of the gene ArfGAP3, whose product is annotated as ADP-ribosylation factor GTPase activating protein 3. Bases 24 to 1676 code for a protein of 550 amino acids. The transcript has 6 exons. The record is from RefSeq and is a predicted model, not a curated record. Gene Ontology annotation, molecular function: GTPase activator activity. Lineage: Eukaryota; Metazoa; Arthropoda; Insecta; Hymenoptera; Braconidae. Gene Ontology annotation, biological process: COPI coating of Golgi vesicle.
CUCACGUUGACAACUCGUCAAAAAUGGCAGAUCCAGGCCCUACAAAGUCUGAUAUUGAGGAAAUAUUUAAAAGAUUGAGGUCUAUCCCCACGAACAAGACAUGCUUCGACUGCAAUGCGAAGAAUCCAGCUUGGUGCAGCGUGACAUACGGUGUCUUCCUCUGCAUUGAUUGUUCAGCUGUUCAUCGGAGUUUGGGUGUGCACUUGACCUUCGUCAGGUCCUCACAGCUGGACACCAAUUGGACAUGGCUCCAAUUGAGAAACAUGCAGUUGGGAGGCAAUGCUCACGCCAGGACAUUUUUCUCCCAGCACAAUUGCACGACGACCGAUGCCCAGCAGAAGUAUAAAUCUCGCACUGCCAUGCAGUAUCGAGAAAAAUUAUCGCAAGCUGCCAACCAGGCGAUGCGUCGUCAUGGUACUAAGGCUAUUCUUCCUUCAAAUCCAUUGAAAUCGUUGCAUUUAGACGAUCACGUGGAUGCAAACGAAGAGCCAGCAGAAGUUGAUUUCUUCACAGAACACGAGACAUUCGAAGACGCCAGGUCGACCCCAGUUGUCCCAGCCCAGCCCAAAGUGGCUGCUCUCACCGCACAAUCUCUCUUAAAUGAUAAUUCACCCAAAAAUCGACCAGAAUCGACAGCAGAUUCACCUGCCAGUGGUCUGGGGCCGACGGUGAAGCUCUCAGACUCCCCCCCGAGUGUUCAACCCGACAGAAAACCCACAAUAGGUGGUAGAAAGGUACAGACCAGGCGACCAGGGCUCGGGAAGAAGACUGGAGGACUUGGGGCCCAAAGAGUCACCACUAAUUUCGAUGAACUCGAGAAAAACAUCGCCGAGGCGAAUGUCCUGGAGCCCAAGGAGGUCCCAGAGCGUGGAAAAGAGGAGCAAGCUGAGAUUGACAGUCGUCUGGCUUACAAAUACGAGCAGAAUCUCACAGAGCAGGCGAAACUCGUCAAGGAGAGGACCAAAAUGCUCGAUCCUAAAAAAGCAUCUCAGGCUGAACGUCUCGGAAUGGGAUUCAAUGCCAGGAGUGGAGCCAGUCACUCGGCCUUUAACGAUAUGAAGGUCAUAACUCAGGAGUCGUCAGGUCGUAAAGCCACUGCAAAUGAAUCCAGAUACAACUCACGAGAUGACGCGGAAAUCGACAGUCCCUCAACUCGAUCCGUUCCUGACCUAGACGAUUUUUUUUCUGCAAUUAGCUCUCCCUAUCCAACGAAAUCAAAUUACAAAACGGGAAAUGAGGACGUCGUGGUCAUCUCAGAGCCUGAGAUGCCCAGGAGAGCUCCCCUGAAGCUCAAUGGGGGUCGGGGAGAUGUAAAAAGUACUUCCAGUGGCAGUUCCAACACUGAUGGCGAGGCCCAGAGAAAAUUCGGAGGGGCCAAGGCCAUCAGUUCUGAUCAGUACUUCCGGGAUAGUAAUAAUGAUGAUUCAUUCGAACGUAAGAGUAAUUUGCGUCGAUUUGAGGGUCAAUCGUCGAUAUCAUCAGCUGAUUAUUUUGGCACAGGCACCACCUCUCCAUCGUCAUCCCUGUCAAUGAGCAAUAUAACAGCUCGAACCCAAUCUGUGGAUCUGGAGGAUGUGCGCGAAAGUGUUCGCCAGGGAGUAAAUAAAGUUGCGGGGAGAUUGAGUUCCCUUGCAAAUGCUGCAGUUUCGUCAAUUCAAGAUCGUUACGGGUUUUAACAAUAAAAAUAAGACGGCAAUUCCCGCUAAUAAACUCUCACCAUCUAACCACAGGAUUUCCUCUUCAGUGGAUUCGAACGUGUGAUGCGAUUGUUCAACGGUUUUCCAUUAUUUUUUUUUUCUGUUUUUAAACAUCGAGUUAUGAGAAACUUAAGGACAGUGUAUCGUUGAAAAUCUUGUAUUCUAUCAAUUGUUAAUUGAAUACACAUUAUUAUUAUAUA